AAUGCAGGCAAUCUGAAUGGGUCUCCUGAGAGUUCUAGAGGCAAUGAAUAUCAUGGACAACACGGUGUCUCGUUGUGCUCUAGAACGUCUCGAUCACAAGAAGGAAGCAGGACUAACACACAAGGAGAAACCAGAAGUGAAGAAGCGGAGGCAGGUCCUUCGUGGACACCGCAAGAAGCGCCAGGAUCAUGCGGAACGGACUAAGGAACCAUCUUACGAAGCAGGUGCUUUCGCGUGCGGUGACCAACCUGACUCUGACCGACCGGGUCCAUCUGGUGUUGGAAGGAGUCAGUCGCAGAACCGACGGGCCAUCAAAGCGAAGCAACCUGCGAGGAAAUCAAAGAAGAGACCUCGUCCUCCAGAGGACAGUGAUGCCGAUGACGCUUCUUCCUUGCCUGUGGAUGCACAGCCAACAAGGAAAUCGACUCGUACCAGACAUCCUAUGAGUCGAUUAUGUAUUGACUAUCAAUAUGAUGAUGAUGACGAUGAUUGAUGUCAAUGCAUCGUAAGUCUGGGGAGAGUAGCCGGUCGCGAUACCACCGCUGCCUGGAAAAUGCUGUAGAUUGAGCUCAUGACUUGUUCAUGGGGGAUGUCUGCAGCACUAUCCACUCUUUGCAAGACUUUUCUUGUAGGUUGUGCGAACUCCCAUUUCAAUUUUUUUUGAAGAAGAAGAAGAAAAGAUGAUUGUUAGAUGAAAAUAUGAUAGCUAGAUGUAGAUGACUAUUGUUGAGUAUAAUUGAAAUGAAGUGAUAAACGUGUCAGAAACAAACGUGUCAGAAACAUGUGCAAUGUGUGGAGGUUGUUGU
Messenger RNA from Corticium candelabrum, 806 nucleotides. RefSeq lists its product as uncharacterized. Bases 17 to 493 code for a protein of 158 amino acids. The record is from RefSeq and is a predicted model, not a curated record. The transcript has 2 exons. Lineage: Eukaryota; Metazoa; Porifera; Homoscleromorpha; Homosclerophorida; Plakinidae.